AUGUCCAAAGUAGCCCACGCCUACGCAGACGACAAGCCCGGCGCCAACCUCCCCAACGAGGCUCCCGCGGGCCAAGUCAAUGACCCCUCUUACAAGACCAAGGGCAGCACCGAAGCCGUCCCCGUCAUCGACGACGACGCGCCUGUUGAGGACCCCAUCAGGCCGGAGGAGGCGGAUAGUGACAAGCAGCUAGCCAAGGACGAAGCCGAAGCCAUUGACAAGUCCAACAUUAUCGGCGAGAGGACUCGACACGCUAUCAAGUCGGCGGGCACGUACCAGGAGCCGAGCGAUGAGCAGAUGGGUUUGACUGAGUAG
This is a messenger RNA of Sordaria macrospora k-hell, 315 nucleotides long. RefSeq lists its product as uncharacterized. Lineage: Eukaryota; Fungi; Ascomycota; Sordariomycetes; Sordariales; Sordariaceae. The record is from RefSeq and is a predicted model, not a curated record.